GCAUCUCGCUGUACGGGCAUCAAUGAACAAGCACCAUGGGCACAGUUCGCGCACAAGUCUUCGCAGCCGCCGAAGCAUAUCCAACCAGCACGAUAGUAAUAAGCAUAGCUACGUGCCUAGUGACAAUCUGUCUCGUCAUUCGAGAGAUAUUCACUCCAGUUGGCAAACGGAGACCACCCCCUGGCAAAACAUGGAAGCUCCCUCCUGGCCCUCGAGGGAUACCCAUACUCGGCAACCUCCCUCUACUCUACAAAGCACGAGAUGAUCAAGAUUUCAAAAUGCAAAACGACCUCGCCAAAUACGGCGAGAUGACCACCCUCCACCUCGGAUCAAAGACCUGGAUUCUUCUCAACAGCAAGCGCGUCGUCAGCGAAAUCAUCGCUAAGCGCGGCUCUCUCACGAACGGUAGAAGUCCCAUGCCUAUCGCCAGUGGGAUCGUGAGCCGCAACGCCCGCUCCCUCCUGCUGCCUCCCUCAGGCUGGACAGAAAAACGACGCGUAAUGCACUCGCUGCUUAGCGGGACUGCCUUGAAGCAAUACGGCUCAUGGCAGGAACACGAAAGCACACAGAUGCUCGCAGAGUACCUCUUCCAGCCGGAGAGGUGGUACCGCCAUCACUACCGCUACGCGAACUCCGUCGUGCACCGCAUUGCGCUCGGGGAGAGACUGACCAAGACGGGCAAGGAGCUGGCUGAUCUACAAGACGUCGUCACGUACUUCGUUGGCAGCAUCGGGUCCAGUCUGGUGGACUGGUUUCCGGAACUUGAUCGACUACCUCGUGUCCUCCAGCCGUGGCGGAAAUAUUGGGAGAGGCUUGGGGACUGGAACGAGGAGGUGUACAAAGCGUGGUGGAUUCCUGUCAGGGAAAAGGUAGACCAAGGCACCGUGCCUCCGUCUUGGGUUCGUGAUGUCCUUUUGCACCCUGAUACCAAGUUUACCGGCAACGACCAGGAGGCCAUGUAUGUCGCUCUGCAGCUUCUUGAGGCUGGGUCCGAUACAACCAGAGAGGCAUUGAACAUCUUCGCUAUGGCGGCCUUGCGCUAUCCUGACAAAUUCCAGAAAGCCAGGGCAGAGGUGGACCGUAUAUGUAACUCUGGGGGAAAUACCCGUCUUCCGGGGAUUGAAGACCUCGAGCAAAUGCCUUACAUCUGCGCGAUGAUCAAGGAGCUCCUGCGAUGGAGGCCGAUUUUCCCCUUCACGCCCGACCAUGUGCUGACGUCUGAUAUGGAGUUCGAGGGUUAUCAUUUCCCGGCAGGUGUUGGGUUUGUGAUCAACGAGAUCCCGGUGUGCAAUGAGUGCGAGGACCCAGAGGAGUUUAAGCCUGAGCGCUGGCUGGACGGGCAUGAGACUGACCCAGCACACGGGCUUUGGCAGUUUGGAGGAGGUCGGCGUAUUUGCGUUGGGUAUCGACUGGCAUUCAGGGGGUUGUUCAUCAAUGUGGCUCGUUUGGUGUUUUGUUACGACUAUGCUGCAGCUGGACCAUACAAGCCAACCCGCUUGAACCAUCACAGGACCGAUGAGCCUUUUCCCGUGAAGGUGACUCCACGGAGUGAGCAGCAUGUCGCUUUGAUAUUGGACGAAGGAGCUUUACUGCAGGUUUUGGACGACGCAAAACGGCAUAUCUAGUUCUUUAAAGCUGUAGCAAAUACGACCCAUAUAAACUAAUAUAGGGCCAAUAGGGCCACGAGUGUCUUAAGGUCCCGUGGGAAUCCUUAUAAGAUUCGGGUUGAAAUACAUAUCAGUUCUUUAAAC
Messenger RNA from Aspergillus versicolor CBS 583.65, 1751 nucleotides. Its product is annotated as cytochrome P450. Bases 36 to 1625 code for a protein of 529 amino acids. The record is from RefSeq and is a predicted model, not a curated record. Gene Ontology annotation, molecular function: monooxygenase activity; iron ion binding; heme binding. The transcript is spliced from 3 exons. NCBI's taxonomy places the organism in Eukaryota, Fungi, Ascomycota, Eurotiomycetes, Eurotiales, Aspergillaceae.